Messenger RNA from Piliocolobus tephrosceles (Ugandan red Colobus), 4159 nucleotides. RefSeq names its product family with sequence similarity 171 member A1 (gene FAM171A1). Gene Ontology annotation, biological process: stress fiber assembly; regulation of cell shape. Gene Ontology annotation, cellular component: plasma membrane. The coding region runs from base 220 to 2892 and encodes 890 amino acids. The record is from RefSeq and is a predicted model, not a curated record. Lineage: Eukaryota; Metazoa; Chordata; Mammalia; Primates; Cercopithecidae. The transcript is spliced from 8 exons.
CUGGCGGAGCAGCAGCCGCCGCCGCCGCGGCUCUUCGGGGAAACCCGGCGCGGUGCGCGGGAGGGAGCGGCCGGGGCGGCGGGGCCGGGCCAAUCGGGCGGCGGGCCCGGCGCGCGGAGCCAGCGACAUGGAGGGGGGCGCGGCGCCCGGCCGCCCGUGACGCGCCGCCGCCCGGCCCGCUCUCGGCGAGCCCGAGCCGCCGCCGGCCCCGCGGCGGAGAUGAGCAGGUCCGCGGCGCUGCUGCUGUGCCUGCUGGGCUGCCACGUCUGGAAGGCGGUGACCAAGACGCUGCGGGAGCCCGGCGCCGGAGCGCAAGAGGUGACGCUAAAGGUGCACGUCAGCGAUGCCAGCACCCACCAGCCCGUAGCGGACGCGCUCAUCGAGAUCUUCACCAACCAGGCCUCCAUCGCCUCUGGCACCUCGGGGACCGAUGGCGUCGCCUUUAUCAAGUUCCAAUAUAAGCUGGGCAGUCAGUUGAUCGUCACCGCCUCGAAGCAUGCCUACGUGCCAAACUCUGCCCCGUGGAAGCCAAUCCGGUUACCUGUAUUUUCUUCUCUGAGCCUUGGCCUGCUUCCAGAACGCUCUGCCACUCUAAUGGUAUAUGAAGAUGUCGUCCAAAUAGUAUCAGGAUUCCAAGGUGCACGGCCACAGCCUCGCGUUCAGUUCCAGAGAAGGGCUCUGAGGUUGCCUGAGAACACCAGCUACAGUGACCUGACCGCGUUUCUCACGGCCGCCAGCUCCCCCGCGGAGGUGGACAGUUUUCCUUAUUUGCGAGGAUUAGACGGAAAUGGAACAGGAAACAGCACCAGGCAUGACCUGACCCCAGUCACAGCCGUCAGUGUCCACUUGCUGAGCAGUAAUGGAACGCCGGUGCUGGUGGAUGGCCCCAUCUAUGUCACUGUGCCCCUGGCCACGCAGAGCAGCCUGAGGCACAAUGCCUAUGUCGCGGCGUGGCGGUUUGACCAGAAGCUGGGAACGUGGCUGAAGAGUGGUCUGGGUCUUGUGCACCAGGAAGGCAGCCAGCUGACGUGGACGUACAUUGCCCCCCAGUUGGGGUACUGGGUGGCCGCCAUGUCCCCUCCCAUCCCAGGUCCCGUUGUAACACAGGACAUUACCACGUAUCACACGGUGUUUCUUUUGGCCAUUUUAGGAGGAAUGGCUUUCAUACUUUUGGUUUUGCUGUGUCUCCUUUUAUAUUAUUGCAGGAGGAAGUGCUUGAAACCUCGUCAGCACCACAGAAAACUGCAGCUCCCUGCAGGACUGGAGAAUUCCAAAAGAGACCAGUCCACGUCCAUGUCACACAUCAACUUGCUGUUUUCACGCCGAGCAUCAGAAUUCCCUGGCCCGCUGUCCGUCACCAGCCAUGGCCGCCCCGAGGCCCCAGGCACGAAGGAGCUGAUGAGUGGAGUCCAUUUGGAAAUGAUGUCUCCUGGUGGCGAAGGGGACCUGCACACCCCCAUGCUCAAGCUCUCCUACAGCACCUCCCAGGAAUUUAGCUCCCGGGAGGAGCUCCUCUCUUGCAAGGAAGAGGAUAAGAGCCAGAUCUCCUUUGAUAACCUCACGCCAAGCGGGACGCUGGGGAAAGACUACCAUAAGUCAGUGGAAGUUUUUCCCUUAAAGGCAAGAAAAUCUAUGGAAAGAGAAGGCUACGAGUCCUCCGGUAAUGACGACUACAGGGGUAGUUACAACACUGUGCUCUCACAGCCUUUAUUUGAAAAGCAGGACAGAGAAGGUUCAGCCUCCGCAGGAAGCAAACUCACCAUUCAGGAACAUCUGUACCCCGCACCUUCGUCGCCUGAGAAAGAACAGCUGCUGGACCGCAGACCAACUGAAUGUAUGAUGUCGCGAUCGGUCGAUCACCUCGAGAGACCUACGUCCUUCCCGCGGCCCGGCCAGUUGAUCUGCUGCAGUUCUGUCGACCAGGUCAAUGACAGCGUUUACAGGAAGGUGCUGCCCGCCUUGGUCAUCCCGGCUCAUUAUAUGAAACUCCCCGGGGACCACUCCUAUGUCAGCCAGCCUCUGGUCGUCCCGGCUGAUCAACAGCUUGAACUAGAAAGACUACAGGCUGAGCUGUCCAGUCCCCAUGCCGGGAUCUUCCCACACCCGUCCUCGCAGAUCCAGCCCCAGCCCCUGGCUUCCCAGGCCAUCUCUCAGCAGCACCUGCAGGACGCAGGCACCCGGGAGUGGAGCCCUCAGAAUGCAUCCAUGUCGGAGUCUCUCUCCAUCCCAGCUUCCCUGAACGACGCGGCUUUGGCUCAGAUGAACAGUGAGGUGCAGCUCCUGACUGAAAAGGCGCUGAUGGAGCUUGGGGCUGGGAAGCCACUUCCACACCCCCGGGCGUGGUUCGUCUCCUUGGAUGGCAGGUCCAACGCUCACGUUAGACAUUCAUACAUUGAUCUCCAAAGAGCUGGAAGGAACGGAAGUAAUGAUGCCAGUUUGGACUCUGGCGUGGAUAUGAAUGAACCAAAAUCUGCCCGGAAGGGAAGGGGAGACGCUUUGUCUCUGCAGCAGAACUACCCGCCCGUCCAAGAGCACCAGCAGAAAGAGCCUCGAGCCCCAGACAGCACGGCCUACACGCAGCUCGUGUACCUGGAUGACGUGGAACAGAGUGGCAGCGAGUGUGGGACCACGGUCUGUACCCCCGAGGACAGUGCCCUGCGAUGCUUGUUGGAGGGGUCGGGUCGGAGAAGUGGUGGCCAGCUGCCCAGCCUGCAGGAGGAGACGACCAGACGGACUGCGGACGCCCCCCCGGAGCCAGCAGUCAGCGCCCACCAGAGAAGAUCUGCCCACGAGGAAGAGGAAGACGAUGAUGAUGAUGACCAAGGAGAAGACAAGAAAAGCCCCUGGCAGAAACGGGAGGAGAGGCCCCUGAUGGCGUUUAACAUUAAAUGAGCUAUCGCAGGGCCACCUGACUGUGGAAUAUAAAAUUGCCAAAUAUCCUUUCUCAUGGAAGCGCGUACCCGUUCGUGGAGGAAACGGAACGGCAGCCCCGCCGUGGCACGGACGUGAACGUUUACUGCAUUCCUGUUUGCCGUGUAAAUGUUAGAAGGGAAUUAAAGUUAUUACUCAGAAUAAAGGAUGACUUUGGUGGAUGUCGCCCCUGCAAGGAGGUGGCUGAAAGUGGCGUCCAGAUGUCCUUCCGGGGACUUGAUGUAUCCGUCACCAGGGACAUUAAGAAACCGCACGUGAUGUCCCUACGCUCUAACGAUCACCUCAGUUCUCCCUCUGAUUCUGGGAACAGAUGAAACUCUUUUUGCAUCGCUUGAGUCAUUUUUAUCACAAUAAUCCUACUGUGAAGCUGUCAUUGAGAACUUAGGUUGGCACGUAGCGUCUCAAGGUAUGCGUUCUCUCGAAGGAAAGCUAUGCAUCGCUGCUUCGUUGUCUGAUUUUGCUUAGAUUUUGCUUUGGUUAGGUUGUGUUUUGGGGUUUGCCUUUUUUUGUUGUCGCUUCAAUGCAAUUUGGUUGUAAAGAGUUGAUUCCUUUGUGUUCAUCUGUUCUGCUUCUCAGCGGUCCAUCUCAGUGUCUCCCUUCAGGAACCGCCGAGUGUCCUCUCGUAACAUCCAAGCCUUUUAAUGAAAUCGUACUGAAAUCUGUAUCAGCUAAGAGUCCACCAAUCCUGGUCCCAUUAACUCCAAGUGCCUUUUUUACAGUGACAACAGACAGUCCCUCGCUUUUUGUUGUUGUUGGUUUUCUUAACCCGUUUAAUGAAACUGCCUGGAUUUUAUACAGUUAUUAAAGGAUGUCCCUUUUGCUUUAAACUGCAUGCUGCCAAGUGCCAUUUGGGGUCAGCAUCCUCAUUUCAACACAGUGUGCUCUCUAGUUAUCAUGUGUAACGUGGGUUCUGUUUAGCGAAGAUAGACUAGAGGACACGUUAGAGAUGCCCUUCCCUGUUCCAUCCCUGUGGCACCAUUAUGGUUUUUUGGCUGUUUGUAUAUACAGUUACGUAUUAACUCUGGAAUCCUAUGGACUCAUCUUGCUCACCCAACGUGGGAGUCUGGAUUGAGCAAGUGGGCUGAAUGUGACUAUUAAAAAAGUUUAAAAAAAAAAAUCUUAUGUACUAUCCAAAAGUGCCAGAAUGACUCUUCUGUGCAUUCUUCUUAAAGAGCUGCUUGGUUAUCCAAAAAUGAAAAUUCAAAAUAAACUCUGAAGAAAAGGAAAA